Molecule: messenger RNA, 360 nt
Organism: Hyaloscypha bicolor E
Lineage: Eukaryota; Fungi; Ascomycota; Leotiomycetes; Helotiales; Hyaloscyphaceae
Exons: 1
Coding region: 20-355 (111 amino acids)
Source: RefSeq, a predicted model, not a curated record
UGGGCGGGGUGACAGAGAUAUGGUUGACAGUAUUCACAAGGACACUCGUAUCGAAAUCCUUCUUAGAUCUCCACCAGGAUCUCCGAAUUAUGCUAUGGCGGCGCAGCUUAAGUUGGACGAAAAUUGCCCGCUGUGGACGCCUCGGGAAGCUUCAGCAGGUGAGGAAGCGGAGCUCAGAAAGAUCAGGGACAUACAGGGACACAUCAGGCGUCAUAUGGGCUCUCGUGGCAUGAGCAGCAUCACUACUCAGGAUAUGCAAACUGUUCUGACUGCUAAUUUUGCAGCAACAUGGGGCCAGGAACUUCCAUACUAUCAGUAUGCUGUCAACGCGAUGGAUCAGGGCGUCCGAACCUGAGUAGA